This is a messenger RNA of Euleptes europaea (tarantolino), 627 nucleotides long. RefSeq names its product CKLF like MARVEL transmembrane domain containing 4 (gene CMTM4). Lineage: Eukaryota; Metazoa; Chordata; Lepidosauria; Squamata; Sphaerodactylidae. The transcript has 4 exons. Gene Ontology annotation, cellular component: membrane. The coding region runs from base 1 to 627 and encodes 208 amino acids. The record is from RefSeq and is a predicted model, not a curated record.
AUGAGGAGCGGCGAGGACCUGGAGGGCUUCGACGGGGAGGCGUCGAGCACCUCCAUGAUCUCGGGCGCCAGCAGCCCUUACCAGCCCACCACCGAGCCCGUCGGCCAGCGGCGCGGCCUCCGAUGCGACCCCGACUACCUGAAGGGGGCCCUGGGCAGGCUCAAGAUCGCCCAGGUGGUUUUGGCAUUGAUUUCCUUCAUCUGCAUAGAGACCAUCAUGGAAUGCUCCCCAUGUGAAGGCCUGUAUUUCUUUGAAUUCGUCAGCUGCAGCGCAUCCGUCGUUACAGGAGUUCUGUUGCUUAUGUUCAGUCUGAAUCUCCACACAAGAAUACCGCAGAUCAACUGGAACAUUACAGAUUUGGUCAAUACUGGACUCUGCACUUUCUUCUUUUUCAUUGCCUCUGUAGUACUUGCUGCUCUAAACCAUAAAAAAGGAGCAGAAAUUGCAGCUGUGAUAUUUGGUUUCCUGGCAACUGCAGUCUAUGCUGUGAAUUCAUUUUUAGCAGUAAAGAACUGGAGAAUUAACAGCCGGCAGCAAAACACAAGGCAGACCAGUGAUUACAUGCGGGCGCGGACAGAAUCGAGAGAAGUUGAUCAACGCCCAGAGAUUCAGCGUCUAGAUGGGUGA